UCUUCCAGAAUUAAGAGGUUUGUGUAAUCCCUAGCACAGCCCAUUUCCGCAAUGCAUGGCUAUAGCCGCUUGAGCACUUCGCGUUCCAGUCUCUCGCCGUCGCCACCGUCAUCGCCUCGGUAUCGGCAACUAAGGAGUCUGAGUGGCAGUGAUAGUGGUAGAGGUAGCGUUGGUUUUAGUGUUCGUGACCCGAAGCAGAGCAGCAGCAGCAGCAGCAUUAUGGAGAAAUUGGUUUUUCUGAUUUUGUCGGCGGUGUUCAGAAGGAAAGGGCUACUUCUGUUUGCUCCUUUGUUGUAUAUUUCGAUGAUGUUAUUGUAUAUGGGGUCUGUGAAUUUCGACGUUUCCAUUUCCAAUCUCAAAACCAGGGUUGUUUCAGUUAAUAAACGCCCUCCGUCGGGGUCUGUGUAUAGGAGUCCUCAGGUUUUUGAGAAGCUCUGGCCGUUCAUGGAAGCUGAGACACGAAAUAGCUCCACACAUGCGUUGUCAACUGCAUGGAACUCGAGAGUGCACCAUGUUUGGAAACCAUGUAUCAAUAGAAGCACUUUGACAGUGUUGCCAAACUCGAACGGUUUUCUUAUCAUUGAAGCAAAUGGCGGGUUAAAUCAGCAAAGGUUGUCGAUAUGUGAUGCAGUUGCAGUGGCUGGACUACUGAAUGCUUCUCUUGUCAUUCCAAUAUUUCAUUUGAAUAGUGUUUGGCGAGAUUCAAGCAAAUUCGGUGAUAUUUUCGAUGAAGAGUUUUUCAUACAAGCACUAAGCAAGCAUGUUAAUAUUGUGAGAGAGCUCCCAACUGAUGUACUGCAGCAGUAUGAUAACAAUAUAAGCAGUAUUGUGAACUUGAGAGUGAAAGCAUGGUCAAGCCCAAUGUACUAUUUGCAUAAAGUCCUUCCGAAGCUUUUGCAAUUGAGGGCUGUGAGGAUCGCCCCAUUCUCCAAUCGGUUGGCUCAUGGAGUUCCUCCAGAUGUUCAAGCACUUCGAUGCUUAGCCAAUUUUGAAGCUUUGAGGUUCGCAGAAUCUAUAAGAACGCUGGCCGACCUCAUGGUUGGUCGAAUGAUAAAAAAAAGCUCUCAGAGUGGAGGAAAAUAUGUUUCUGUGCAUCUUCGUUUCGAAGAGGAUAUGGUUGCAUUUUCGUGCUGUGAAUACGAUGGCGGUGAAGAAGAGAAGCACGAGAUGGACCUGGCUAGAGAACGGAGCUGGAGAGGAAAAUUCAGACGAAGAGGGAGAGUAAUAAGGCCUGGUGCUAAUAGGGUGGAUGGCAAAUGUCCUUUAACCCCACUUGAGGUCGGAAUGAUGCUUAGAGGAAUGGGUUUUGAUAAUACAACUGUCAUAUAUGUUGCAGCAGGAAAGAUUUAUAAAGCAGAAAAGUAUAUGGCUCCACUUAGGCAGAUGUUUCCACGUUUAGAAACGAAAGAUACUAUAGCUACUAAGGAAGAACUUGCUCCCUUCAAGGGCCACUCUUCCAGAUUGGCUGCUCUUGAUUACACAGUAUGUCUUCAUAGUGAAGUCUUUGUCACAACUCAGGGUGGAAAUUUCCCCCACUUUUUGAUGGGUCAUAGGCGCUAUAUUUAUGCCGGACAUGCAAAGACAGUCAAACCUGAUAAGAGGAAACUAGCAUUAACUUUUGAUGAUCCUAACAUACGAUGGAAAAACUUCGCGCAACAAAUGCAAGACAUGCUUCGCCACAACGAUCUAAAGGGAAUGGAAAUGAAAAAGUCGAGCGGAUCGUUGUACACAUUUCCCAUGCCAGAUUGCAUGUGCAAAGUACCGAAGACGAAGAACAACGGGUAAUCUUUUGGACAUACAGACAGAUUUUUUUUGGUCUCCAAAGGUACACAAUUUACUUAUACCUAUAAUUUUUGCAUUGUAUUAUUAUGCAAUUGGAACGCAUAAAUAUUCUUUGAUGUAAGUGGAGAGGAUAGUUUUGUAGGCUGUGAUUUUGUGGGGUCACUUUAGCUGCUGGAAUUGGUUCACUGACACAAACAUUCAUUGUAUAUGCAAAAAAAACAUAACAUUCUGAUGUCAAAUGAUUUGAAGAUAUUGUUCUUUUUA
Cucurbita pepo subsp. pepo (vegetable marrow) is the source of this 2046-nucleotide messenger RNA. Lineage: Eukaryota; Viridiplantae; Streptophyta; Magnoliopsida; Cucurbitales; Cucurbitaceae. The record is from RefSeq and is a predicted model, not a curated record.